Molecule: messenger RNA, 1338 nt
Organism: Salvelinus fontinalis (brook trout)
Lineage: Eukaryota; Metazoa; Chordata; Actinopteri; Salmoniformes; Salmonidae
Product: calaxin-like
Exons: 6
Coding region: 95-739 (214 amino acids)
Molecular function (GO): calcium ion binding
Source: RefSeq, a predicted model, not a curated record
AGUUACUAUGGUAACAGGGUGUCAACAUCAAGUAGUUGUGUUUUCAUGUAGCCACUGCUAGCUAACCCGUCAGCAAUCCUGCAUCCUAUCAACAAUGGCUGAAAUGUCUGCUAUGAAUAGAAAAUUGAUUCAGAAUCUCGCUGAAACUCUUUCCAAACAAGUCAAACACUUUAACAAAACAGAAGCAGAGUGUCUGAUCCGACUGUUCAAUGGUCUCCUGGGGGAUCAGAGUGAUAGGAGGGUAGGGAAUGGCCUGGACAGAGGAAAAUUCAGGAAUAUUCUACACAACACCUUUGGAAUGACUGAUGAUAUGAUUAUGGAUAGAGUAUUUCGUGCAUUCGACAAAGACAACGACAGCUACGUCAGUGUGAAAGAGUGGAUCGAGGGACUAUCAAUCUUUCUCCGUGGGACAUUGGAUGAAAAAAUUAAAUACUGCUUCGAUGUGUAUGACUUGAAUGGAGAUGGGUACAUUUCCCGGGAAGAGAUGUUCCACAUGCUGAAGAACAGCCUGAUCAGACAGCCCACAGAGGAGGACCCAGACGAGGGCAUCAAAGACCUGGUGGAGAUCACACUCAAGAAGAUGGACCAUGACCACGACAGCAGACUGUCCUAUGCAGACUUUGAAAAGGCAGUGAGAGAUGAGAAUCUAUUGCUUGAAGCUUUUGGAACCUGCCUUCCCGAUGCCAAGAGCAUAUUGGCAUUUGAGCAGCAUGCAUUCCAGGAUACACUUGAACAUUAAGGACAACACUACUUUAUUCAUUUUCAUGAAACUGCAAAUAUAUAUAAACAAAUAAAAAUAUAUAUAAAAAAGUUCUUAUACUCUGAUGAGAAAUAUAAAAAUGAAACAUGUUGAGAAAAGAUGAAGUACCGUCUAAUUGGUGUAAAGUCUAGGAACUUGAUGAAAUGUAUGCAUUAUCUUCUGUGUGAUGCUGUCCGUUUCGGAACACAGAGUCUGUUCUGUCCCUGAGCAAGGCAGUUAACCCACUGUUCCCCAGGCGGUGAAGACGUGGAUGUCGAUUAAGGCAGCUCUCCACACCUCUCUGAUUCAGAGUGGUUGGGUUAAAUGCGGAAGACACAUUUCAGUUGAAUACAUUCAGUUGGACAGCUGACUAGGUUUCCCCCUUUCCUUUUCCCUGUUAGAUUCUCUUCCGAGGCUUUCCUGGCUUUGUCUUCUUCUCUGUUGGCUUGACUUCAGGAACUGAUGCUACCUGAAAACAAGGAAAGAAAUUAAUUUACUGCAGUAUCACUCACACUUGAAUUGUAAUACUGUAUGAAGUUGUGACUGUGAGUGACCAAUUUUGGGAAGCAAAUGACCACGAAUAUACCUUUUUCAACAUA